This is a messenger RNA of Achroia grisella, 633 nucleotides long. RefSeq lists its product as uncharacterized. Lineage: Eukaryota; Metazoa; Arthropoda; Insecta; Lepidoptera; Pyralidae. The record is from RefSeq and is a predicted model, not a curated record. The transcript has 2 exons. Bases 1 to 633 code for a protein of 210 amino acids.
AUGUCGCUCUACACCUUCUUUCUACUCUGUCUCCAAGCAUUUGUUAUACAGAAUGUAUUUCAUGGUACAAAUGCAGCCAUUCUAGACCGUGGUAUUAACCAAUAUGGUAAUAUUGGUCUUAGUGCUGCAAACUUUGGCGCAACAGAAGUCAACGCUGCAACAUUUAGUGGACUUGAUUUAGCAAGAGUUGGAUUUGGAAAUACUGGAAUAAUUUCUGGUUUAGGAGCGGCUGAAAUCAAUGCUCCACCACUAACUGGACUCGAAUUAGGAAGAAUUGGUGCCAACGUUGGACUUGGUAAUGUUGGAAUUGCUGAAACCUUUGGGACCAAUGUUGGAAUUGGCAGCAUUGGAAUCGCGGAAGCAAAUGCUUUAGGACUAGAAGGAAUUAAUAAUAUUGGCAUUACCGAAGUAGGUUUUGCAAAUAGUGUAAACUUACCAGCCGGUGCAGCGUUUGGUGGUACUGGAAAUGGUGUUGUAAACAUCGGCGGUGCACUUCCAGUGUCUGGCACAACUAUUAUUAAUGGCCAGUUACCAGUUAUUGGAUUUGUAGAGUUCAGUGGUGAUAUUCCAGCAGGGGGCUUGAUUUUUGCUGCUGGAAACUGCGCAUGCAGUCCUAAAUAUGGUAUUCACUAA